AUGAAGCGUCCGGCAAGUGCACAGAAGAAGGCCAAGCCGGCGAAGGCGGCAAAGUAUGGCGACGACCCGCUGACAGUGAGACGGCAGCUCUUCGAAGCCGGAGGCCUUAUGGUUCCAAACACCUACGAGGGUCCCCAGCUUUGGACACUGGCGGGCCCUGGGAUUGGCAAGUUUGCAAAAGCCAAGCCCGUUGAGCUGAUCUACUUUGCACUCCGGAGCCUGGGACAGUUGCCCCAGAUGUGCUUGGAGUACGCCGGGUAUCCUUACAUGCUCAAGGUCGUCACAUCUCCGGAAUUCCGGGAGAAGCUGAAGCCGACGCUCAUCUUCGGGCGUUUGCCACUUCUUCGUACACUGAAGGGAACGGAAUUGGUGCAGUCGAAGGCCAUCCUCCGAUAUGUCGCGAACCUCUGCGGGCUGGCAGGCAAGGGUGAGGACGAGAGGGCAAGUUGCGACAUGCUGCAUGAAAUGCUGCAGACAGAGGGCAAGAUUGAUGGAGGUGCACUGGCGGCACUCCAGCCCGACCUAGUCACGGCCAUGCAGGGGCAGACUGACAUGAAGGCCAUCUCGCGGCGCGAAUUCUUGGAUUUCGACAGCACGCAGAAGGCGGUGGCUGCCCUGAAGUGUUGGAGCGACUUGCUGGAGAAGUCCUCUUCAGGCUGGUUGCUCGGCAGCCUUGGCAAAGGCCAAGGCCAAGGCUCGGUGAGCUACGUGGACUUGGCACUCUACUGGGAGCUGCAGGAGCAUGUCCAGAAGCUCCAGGACUGUGGCUUCCCACUGUUGGCCUCCUAUGUGGAGAAGGUUGAGGGGCUGAAGGGCAUCCAAAGAUUUCUGCAGUCCAACCGCAUGAUGCCCAAGACAGGCGAUGGUUACUUGUAUGUCGGCGAUCGCUUGGUCCCCAAGCCUGAGGAUUGA
Molecule: messenger RNA, 912 nt
Organism: Symbiodinium sp. CCMP2456
Lineage: Eukaryota; Dinophyceae; Suessiales; Symbiodiniaceae
Source: the annotation of a GenBank genome assembly